Molecule: messenger RNA, 1318 nt
Organism: Glycine soja
Lineage: Eukaryota; Viridiplantae; Streptophyta; Magnoliopsida; Fabales; Fabaceae
Product: expansin-A4-like
Exons: 2
Coding region: 204-977 (257 amino acids)
Biological process (GO): plant-type cell wall organization
Cellular component (GO): extracellular region
Source: RefSeq, a predicted model, not a curated record
CAUAACAAAUCAAGAGUCACAAAUAAACGGUGAUAAGAACAUGGUCCAAAGCAGAGAUGAAAGUGGGGCCCAGUUUCCUCGGGCACUCCCUCCAUAAAUAGCAACACACCUUUCUCAGAACACAAACCUCUGACUCAGUUGAGUUGAGUAUUCCUUCCUCUGCUCACAAGUCAUAAAUCCCAUUUUCAGUGUUCCCACUCACCAUGCCUUCUCUCAUCGCCAUUGUGACCCUCAUAGCCGUUGUUCUGACUUCCACCGAGGCGAGGAUCCCGGGCGCCUACAGCGGCGGCGCGUGGGAGACCGCGCACGCCACGUUCUACGGCGGCAGCGACGCGUCGGGGACAAUGGGCGGCGCGUGCGGGUACGGGAACCUGUACAGCCAGGGCUACGGCGUGAACACGGCGGCGCUGAGCACGGCGCUGUUCAACAACGGGCUGAGCUGCGGUGCCUGCUUCGAGAUAAAGUGCGCCAACGACCCCAGCUGGUGCCACGCUGGCAGCCCCUCCAUCUUCGUAACCGCCACAAACUUCUGCCCCCCAAACUACGCUCUUCCGAACGACAAUGGAGGAUGGUGCAACCCUCCUCGGCCUCACUUCGACCUGGCCAUGCCCAUGUUCCUCAAAAUCGCUCAGUACCGCGCCGGCAUCGUCCCCGUCUCUUACCGCAGGGUGCCUUGCCGUAAGCAGGGAGGGAUGAGGUUCACGAUCAACGGUUUCCGUUACUUCAACUUGGUUUUGAUCACCAACGUCGCGGGUGCAGGGGAUAUCGUGAAGACGAGCGUGAAAGGGUCGAAGACUGGGUGGAUGAGCAUGAGCCGCAACUGGGGUCAGAACUGGCAAUCAAACGCUGUUCUGGUUGGUCAGUCACUCUCCUUCAGGGUCACAGCCAGUGACCGACGCACCUCCACCUCCUGGAACCUCGUACCCGCCAAUUGGCAAUUUGGUCAAACAUUCACCGGCAAAAAUUUCAAAGUCUAAUUACUAUGUUUCAUGGCUUUUUUUUUUUUUUUUUUUUUUACCUCUGUAGUUUUGAAUUUACCUUGGGAUGUGGAUAUAAGGGAAACGGCGAGAAAAAAAAUGGUGGGAAAGUAAUGUUGUGGUAGUGAUUAGUCAAACUUUUUGACUUUUUUCGUUGUCUUGGUAUACGAGUUUGAAGUUUUAUAGUAGGAUUCUAGGAAAAUGGAGGGAAACUUUAUGUAACGGGCUGAAGUGGCUUCAAAUGCAUGAGCCCGCAGCUAUGUUUCUUAUCUUAGUAUAUUUAUAUAUAUUGUAUGAAAAGAUCAAGUGUGUUUAUCUUAUCUUGUUUUUCUUCUUUAUAA